AUGGGGGCAGCGAGGAUCAGCGGCGGGUUGAUACGGCGUCGUUUGUGCCCUAGGGUUCCGCUUGCAGUUCUGCUGUCGUGCUCGAUCAUCCUCGCCUGUUCUCCAGUGUUUGUAUCAGCUGCAGUUGUUACACUUGAUUCUAUGGUGAUAAUCAAAACCCAUCAGUGGCUUCCAUCCAAACCAUCAGUUUACUUUCAGUGCAAAGGGGAGGAUAAGAUAACUUUACCAGACGUGAAAGAAAAAAAUGUUCCGUAUACUUUCAAAGAGGAAGAAUCUUGGCAGCCCCUGACAGAGUUUAAAGAUAAAAAGUGCAAGCGUUGUGGAUUCUAUGAAAAAGAUGCUAUUAAAACGGUAAUAUUUGACGAAUGGGAACUUUGUCCAGCUGAUUUCAAGGGCCCCGGUGGCAAAUAUUUUCAUUUCAAAGAAGGGGAAUUCAAUGCAUCUUUUUUAUGUUCGGAAUGUGUUCCUCAAGACAAUACUGCAGUAGUAAAAAUCGACUCAAAACAGCUGCAUUGGGCGAUAAUUGUGGUUCUCACUAUUGUAGUCUCGACCAUACUUAUUGCUGGCUUUGUGAGUGCUUGUAAAUGGUGGCAGAAAAGAAAGAGGCAGCAACAGCAGGCCCGUUUUCUUAAACUGUUUGAAGAAACUGAUGACGUUGAAGACGAGUUAGGUAUCGGCCCUCUUAGUCAUUCCAUUUAG
Messenger RNA from Striga hermonthica, 699 nucleotides. The record is from the annotation of a GenBank genome assembly. NCBI's taxonomy places the organism in Eukaryota, Viridiplantae, Streptophyta, Magnoliopsida, Lamiales, Orobanchaceae.